This is a messenger RNA of Penicillium hordei, 1320 nucleotides long. RefSeq lists its product as uncharacterized. The transcript is spliced from 4 exons. NCBI's taxonomy places the organism in Eukaryota, Fungi, Ascomycota, Eurotiomycetes, Eurotiales, Aspergillaceae. Gene Ontology annotation, molecular function: transmembrane transporter activity. Bases 1 to 1320 code for a protein of 439 amino acids. Gene Ontology annotation, biological process: transmembrane transport. Gene Ontology annotation, cellular component: fungal-type vacuole membrane. The record is from RefSeq and is a predicted model, not a curated record.
AUGGACAGAAGACGCCCUUCUUGCAGUGACUCACUACCUCGCAGUGAAGCCCAGAUACGCUUGUGCCCCGAAAAGUUCGAUGAAUCGUCCGCCGAUGAUGGACCGAAAUUAGCACCCGUUGACGGCGGAUUCCAGGCAUGGAUGUUUCUGGCAGCUUGUGUAAUGAUCGAGGCUUUGAUAUGGGGAUUUGCUUUUUCAUUCGGAGUCUUCCAGAAAUACUAUCACGACCAUGAAGCUUUCCAGGACUCUAGCAUGGUAGCUGUCAUUGGAACAUGUGCCACAGGAAUUUCCUACUUGAGCUGCCCGCUGGUCAUCAUUGCUAUGAUCCUCCUUCCUCGAUGGGGCCGCUGGUUCUCAUCAGUAGGGCUGAUCAUAAUGUGUCUUUCCCUGGCCGCGGGCUCAUUUUCCACCAAUGUCACUCACCUCGUGCUCUCCCAAGGAGUCGGCUUCGGAAUUGGCGGCUGUAUAGCAUACAGUCCAUCCAUCCUGUACAUGGAUGAGUGGUUCGUCAACCGACGAGGACUCGCGUUCGGCAUAACCUGGGCCGGAUCAGGAGUAUCCGGGAUAAUAUUCCCGAUUGGCCUCGAGAAUCUAUUGGGACGGUUCGGAUUCGAAACGACUCUUAGGGUCAUCUCCGUGAUCGUAUUCCUUCUCGCUGCGCCAUUCAUAUACUUCCACAGACCACGCCUCCCGGUUAAAAGGAUAGUCGACUAUCAGCGUCUGAACUUCCGCUUCCUUACAACCCGGAUAUUUUGCUUCUACCAACUCGGCAAUAUAAUAGAGGCGCUGGGGUUCUUCUUGCCCGGUAUCUAUUUACCGAGCUAUGCCCGUAGCAUUGGCGCUACAGAUUUCCUCUCCUCGUUGACCGUCACGCUGUUAAAUCUGGCGUCGGUUUUCGGCAGUGUUACCAUGGGCCAUCUGACAGAUCGAUACCAUGCUAUCACCUGCAUUACCAUCUCAACAGUCGGUAGUACACUGUCUGUAUUUUUCCUCUGGGGAUUCUCAACAAGCUUGCCCACGUUGCUUGUGUUUUCUGUCGCGUACGGAUUAUUCGCAGGGUGUUACUCCGCGACGUGGGCGGGAAUGACUCACGAGGUCCGACGAGUCGAUCCGUCUGCCGAUGCAACUAUCAUAUUCGGGGUUAUUGCCUUUGGGCGUGGAGUUGGAAAUGUCGUUAGCGGUCCAUUAAGUGAGGCCAUACUUGGUCCAGUGACGGAAUCUGCGCUAGCAGGAUAUGGUACUGGAUAUGGACUUAUCAUCUUGUGUACGGGGCUUAGUUGCUUGUUGAGCGGAGCGAGUGUCGUUGCACAUUUAUGCUGA